Hipposideros armiger (great roundleaf bat) is the source of this 3140-nucleotide messenger RNA. It is a transcript of the gene KIF12, whose product is annotated as kinesin family member 12. Gene Ontology annotation, biological process: mitotic spindle organization; spindle elongation; microtubule-based movement. The coding region runs from base 14 to 2152 and encodes 712 amino acids. Gene Ontology annotation, cellular component: microtubule associated complex. The transcript is spliced from 16 exons. The record is from RefSeq and is a predicted model, not a curated record. Gene Ontology annotation, molecular function: ATP binding; microtubule motor activity; microtubule binding. NCBI's taxonomy places the organism in Eukaryota, Metazoa, Chordata, Mammalia, Chiroptera, Hipposideridae.
ACUGGAGGAGUAUAUGGAUAGAAUAGGAAGAGCUGUGUGGCCUUGGCUGAGUCCUUCCCAUCCUUGCCUCGGGACCCUGAGUGGAGCCUGGAGCAGGGGCCAGAGGGGCCGGAAACACCCAUCCAGGUGGUGCUCAGGUGGGUAUAGGUUGGUUAAGAGGUGCCUGAGAGAGGAAGGGAAGGGACCGAUGGAGAGACAUCGGGAUGGGACAUCCACCCUACCGUCGGGCCCCAGGGUGCGUCCCAUGAGCGCUGCAGAGCUACGUCGAGGGGAGCAGAGCGCGCUGCACUGCUCAGGUUCCAGGACUCUGCAGGUGAGAAACCCCUACCCCAAUAAAAAAAAAAAAAAACCUACCGGAAAGAUGUGUAGAGGCCUCGUCCUUCCCCCCAGGCAACUUUGCCCAGGCCCCGCUCUCCCAAGGCCUCGCCCCCCUUCUCCACCGCCCCCUCCCCCAGGUGAGCCCCCCGGGCGGGGGCCCAGAUGUGGUGUUCCGCUUCCGCGCGGUGCUGGACGGGGCGUGCACGCAGGAGGACGUGUUCCGGGCUUGCGGUGUGCGGAGUCUUGGGGAGCUGGCGCUGCGCGGGGAGACGGGGUGCCUGUACCCCCCAGCCUGGGUGGCAUCAUGCAGAGGACCUUCGCCUGGCUGCUAGACCGUGUGCAGCACCUGGGUGCCCCUGUCACCCUCCAUGCUUCCUAUCUGGAGAUCUACAAUGAGCAGGUUCGAGACUUGCUGAGCCUGGGGUCUCCCCGGCGUCUGCCUGUUCGCUGGAACAAGACCCGGGGCUUCUAUGUGGAGCAGCUGCGGGUGGUGGAGUUUGGGAGUCUGGGAGCUCUGAUGGAACUUCUGCAAAUGGGUCUUAGCCGUCGAAGGAGCUCUGCUCACACUCUGAACCAGGCCUCCAGCCGAAGCCAUGCCCUGCUCACACUCUAUAUCAGCCGCCAAACUAUGUCUCCUGUGGAUCCCGGGAACCCUGUUGGUGGGAAGCUGUGCUUUGUAGACCUGGCGGGCAGUGAGAAGGUGGCAACCACAGGAUCCCGUGGGGAGCUGAUGCUUGAGGCCAACAGCAUCAACCGCAGCCUGCUGGCCCUGGGUCACUGCAUCUCCCUGCUGCUGGACCCACAGCGGAAGCAAAGCCACAUUCCCUUUCGAGACAGCAAGCUCACCAAGUUGCUGGCGGACUCACUGGGGGGGCGUGGGGUCACCCUCAUGGUGGCCUGCGUGUCCCCCUCAGCCCAGUGCCUUCCCGAGACUCUCAGUACCUUGCGAUAUGCCAGCCGAGCUCAGCGGGUCACGACUCGACCACAAGCCCCCAAGUCCCCCAUAGCAAAGCAGCCCCAGCGUUUGGAGACGAAGAUAUUGCAGCUCCAGGAGGAGAACCAUCUCCUACGGUCCCAGCUGAGCCAAAUGAACCUCAAGGUCUCUGGGUUCAGUGGGGCCCGGGUGGCCUGGGCCCAGCGGAACCUCUAUGGAAUGCUCCAGGAGUUUAUGCUGGAGAAUGAGAGGCUCAGGAAAGAAAAGAGCCAGCUGCAGAGUAGCUGGGACCUGGCCCGGGAUGAGCAGCGUGUCCUGGCCCAGCAGGUGCAUGAGCUGGAGCGGCGCCUCCUCUCUGCAUGCUACCUUCACCAGCCAGGCCUUGACCCAGCCCCGCCAUGUCCCUGUGUGAUGGUGCCAGCUCCCUCCUGUCAUGCGCUGCCACCCCUCUGCUCCUGCCCCUGCUGUCGCUUCUGCCCCCUGUGCCGAGCACCGCUGGCCCACUGGGCCUGCCCACGGAGGGAGCUCCAACUGCCCCAGAUGUUUGGUCCGAAGGCCCCAGAUGGCAUGCCCCUGUCUGCUCGGCCCCCACCCUGGGCACCCCCAUGCAGCCCUGGCUCUGCCAAGUGCCCAAGAGAGAGGAGCCACAGCGACUGGACUCAGACCCGAGUCCUGGCGGAGAUGCUGACUGAGGAGGAGGUGGUACCGUCUGCACCUCCACUGCCCAUGGGGCCCCCGAACACGUCACCGGUGCUGAGAGGUGGGGCCACAGUUCCAAACCUAGCCCGGAGACUGGAGGCCCUCAGAGACCAGAUUGGCAGCUCCCUGCGACGUAGCCGGAACGUGCCACCCCGCAGCGAGGGCUCGCAAAGCCCCAGCCGAGUCCUUCCUCCAUGCUGAGGGCAAAACAGAAACCCAGAAGACCACUGUGUGACCUCAGGCUGGGCUCUGCACUCCGGGGGUCCAGUCUCCUCAUCUGUUAAAUGGGGAUAGCAGCUGCUGCUUCUCUGUAGCUGGGCCAGGCGAGGACAGUUCCUGAGGGCUAGUGGGUAGGGGCUAGAGGGCAAUUUGGGGGAGAAAAGGAAGGGUGCCACUCCAGACUAUGAGAAAUGAGACCAAUUGAGCAGGUGAUGAACUAUACAUACCAAUAAAGAGAGGCCUCAGCUGCAAGUCAGGUUAAUCAGUCACUUCUCAUAGUGACAUCCCAGAGGGGAGGAGCUCUCAGGGGAGAAGAGGAGGCAAGGACACUUGGGUGUGUGUCCUCUUCUGAUCAGGAAUAGUCCAGGUUCCCAUCUCCUUUCAUAUAUUAUACAAGUUUUAAUUGAGCAACUACUAUGUGCCACUGGGCAAGCAUGGGGAAAUCAAAUGGUAAGCAUCUCCAGGAAGAAGGCCUGGGACAAACUGAUUUGGCCUUGAGCUGGGGCAGAUGGUGGACCUAGGGGCUCCCUUCUGUGUGCCAGCUUCCUGUGCCCUGGCGCUAGAAGGAUCAUGAGGCCUGAGUCCUGGAACCACAGACCUGCUCUGAGACCUUGGGGAAGCCCUGCAGCCUCCCUGGAUCACAUAAUGGUUUUCAGCCAGUUAGACAGGGGACAAGGCUCCCUGUCCUGUUGAGCUCCAGUGAGGAUCAAAGAGGGGAGGAAUCUCAUGAUUCUUGGUAUAGUGCCCAGUAGGAUGCUUUUGGUCUACAAUUAUGGGGAAGUUUGGAUGUGACAUGAGAAAUUGGGGGUGCUCAUUACAAGAGGCUAACGUAACUCUCCUAUUUUAUACUUAGGGAAACUGAGACCCAGAUGGCUCAUUCCUUCGUUGGCUCAUGCAUUCACUCACUCAUUCAAAAACACCACUGGGGGGGGGGCAGCCGGGUGGGUCAGUUGGUUAGAGCGCGUGCUCU